Molecule: messenger RNA, 1140 nt
Organism: Pseudomassariella vexata
Lineage: Eukaryota; Fungi; Ascomycota; Sordariomycetes; Amphisphaeriales; Pseudomassariaceae
Exons: 3
Coding region: 209-1063 (284 amino acids)
Molecular function (GO): protein binding
Source: RefSeq, a predicted model, not a curated record
AUAACCCAAUGGCAGCCCGACAGCCUCGUGGUCUUCAUGCCCAAAGUCCUGUGGAAGCCUCAUUCUCGAAUGUCGGAAUUGGAAAAUGGGAUAGAUAAAAGACCAUGAUUACCCGCCGUUUUCCGCCUUUUUUCAUGCUCAUGUGCUCAAUUCCCUGCUUCGAUUCGCCACCGGUUGACAGCACGGAGAAGCAGGAUCGACUUCAGUCAUGGCUUCACAAUCUGACCUUGAGCUCUUGAGCUCAUUGAAAGAUCUCCUCAGUACUGGUCAAUACUCCGACUUGACUAUCGCCAGUGCGGACGAGCAACACCAAGUCCACAAGGUCAUUGUGUGCCCUAGGUCCCAUGUCCUCACGAAGCUUUGUUCUGAUCUUGAUGCAAAUAAGGAGCAAUUGAUCUCCAUUCCCGAAGAAGACUCCCAAGCCGUGCAGCUGAUGAUACACUACCUGUACACCCUCGACUAUCCUCAGGUCACGCCCCGAACCCAAGUCACCCCGAAAUCUCCUGAACACCAACCUCUCGGCGCCAAUGGCACAAAUGGAGCCAACGGAGCCAACGGCACGAAUGGCACCCACCCCAUAGACCCCAAGCAAUCCAACGGCCAUGGAGCUCCCCUUGUCUCCCCGGUGGAAUACUCCAUCGAGCAAGAAGAGUUCAUCGCUGCCACCGACUUGGCCAACAAGGCCGCUGCCAAAAACAAGAAGAAGAAGAAGCGCGCCCAGAGCACUCCUACUACCACCUCGAACCUCGUCAUCCACGCCCGAGUCUACGCGCUCGGCUCUAAAUACGGUAUUAAGGGGCUCAAGAACCUGUCGGCCGAUAAGUUCGAGGACGAAGUCAAGCGCCACUGGGAUACUGAGGACUUCCUCGGUGCGGCGCAGGAGGCUUAUACUUCGACUUCGGAGCAGGAUCGCACAAUUAGGGAUUCAGUGUUAAAUACUAUCAAGUCGCACCCGGAGCUUUUGGGUAGGAAGCAGGUCCAGGAGGUGAUUAAGAAACUGGAGUUGUCGUUUGAUCUGUUGAUGCAUCAUCUCCAGAACUCGACUGGCACGUUAACGAAGUAGUGAAGAUAAGUUGCGUAGUUUGUUUGACUUGAGUAGAAAAAUGAUACGAGACUGAGUUAUGAAACUGUUUUAACCAG